This is a messenger RNA of Zasmidium cellare ATCC 36951, 1080 nucleotides long. RefSeq lists its product as uncharacterized. Lineage: Eukaryota; Fungi; Ascomycota; Dothideomycetes; Mycosphaerellales; Mycosphaerellaceae. The transcript has a single exon. The record is from RefSeq and is a predicted model, not a curated record. Bases 1 to 1080 code for a protein of 359 amino acids.
AUGUCCCCUCCUCAAACCCAAGAUCCAAACACAGCCUUCUCCACCAACCCCUCCUCCCUCUUCACCCCCUUCACCCUCCGCCUCGCCAACAACGCCAUCCUCACAGGAAUAACUCACAUCCCCUCUUCAGGACUCUUCCACACCUCCCCAACAAAACCCCUCCUAAUCGCCAUCCACGGCGCCACCUGCUCCGCCCACAACUACGACAUAAACCCGCAAUACAACGCCUCCACCUACUCCGCCCUAACAGGAAUCACUUUCGUCGCAUUCCACCGCCCCAACUACCUCGGUUCGAGCGGCUGGAUUCGCAAAGCGGACACCUUCGACAAGCCGGCGCAGGGAGUCUCGGAUUUCGAAGAAGAGGCACGGUGGUACCACGAGUACAUCUUCCCUUUGCUCUGGGAGGAAUUCGGCCUGAAGAACGGGUGCAGUGCGCUGGUGACGACGAGUCACAGCAUGGCCGUUGCUACAACCAUCAUCGCGGCGGGAUAUUACUCGCAGACGGCGGUGGAAGCGAGGAAGUAUCCCUGGGCGGGGAUGGUGGGUUUCGGGCUGGGCGAGGAGCCUACGGCGGCGAUGCUGCGGGGCAGCGAGAGGUUGGGGAGUGUGAAGUGGAAGGAAGGGGAGUUGCCUCUGGGGCAGGAGGAGGAUGUGCAUAUCGGGCCUUUUGGGAAGGAGGAUAAGCUCGCGUUGAUGCUGGGGCCGGAGGGGUGUUGUGGGGAGGAAUUGAGGGAGUUGUGUUGGAGGCAGAAUACUCCUUUUUUGCUGAAUGAGGUUGUGGAUCUUAACGGAGUUUGGAGGGAGAGGAAAGAGGUGUUUAAGGGGAGGGUGGAGAUUCCGGUUUUGUAUGGGGUUGGGACGAUGGAGUGGUUGUGGAAGCAUGAGGGGAGGCAUGUGGAGAUGUUUACGAGGGGGUUUGUGAAGGCGCCGAGGGUGGAGGGGGCGGUUAUUUCGGGGGCACCGCAUGCGAUUGAGUGGAGUCCUAUGGCGGGUGGGUGGUGGUUGAGGGUUUUUGGGUGGGCGGCGGAGGUUACUGCUUCGAGGGAGGUGGAGGGUUGGGGGUUGGAGGAGUUUGAGUGA